ACAGUGGGCACACGAGCCUGGGCGUAUACUUCCUGGCAGCUCACACUCACAGGGUCCCCUCACUAUAAAGAACCAUUCGCUUAAUUUCCCAGCUCCUAGCCUAGUUGCUGCCUUGCGUCGUGUAGUCGCUAGCACGGUGGUGCCCUGGGUGUCCAAGAUGACCAGUUUGUUUGGAGGAGUGAAGUCCAAGGGUGCAGUGAACGAGCUGCAGGAGGAAGGGAAGAAUGCCAUCAACUCGCCCCUCUCCACCACCUUGCCCGACAUCCGCCCGGAGGACACCUUCCUUGAGGAGAACGAGGAGCGCACCAUGAUCGACGCGCAGUCCAAGAGAGACCCGAAACUGCAGGAGCUGAUUAAGGUGUUGAUAGACUGGAUCAAUGACGUGCUUGCAGAAGACAGGAUAAUCGUCAAGAGCCUCGAGGAUGAUCUUUUUGAUGGGCAGGUUCUUCAGAAGCUCCUGGAGAAACUGUGGAAGCAGAAGCUGAACGUGGCCGAGGUGACGCAGUCAGAGGUGGCGCAGAAGCACAAGCUGCAGACGGUGCUGGAGGCCGUGAGCACCGUGCUGCGGCCGCGCAACUGGAACAUCAAGUGGAACGUGGAGCUGAUUCAUUCCAAAAACCUGGUGGGCAUCCUUCACCUGCUGGUGGCACUCGCCAUACAAUUCCAUGCACCAAUCCGCCUGCCAGAGAACGUGUCUGUCCAGGUCAUCGUUGUACAGAAGAGGGACGGUUGCCUGGCUUCCCACAGAGUAACAGAGGAGAUCACGAGUACCACCGAAGACAUGACUGGAAAAUAUGAGCGCGACGCCUUCGACACGCUCUUCGAUCACGCCCCAGAGAAACUCAACGUCGUUAAGAAGUCGCUCAUCACAUUUGUCAACAAGCAGCUGAACAAGUUGAACCUUGAGGUCACUGACCUGGACUCGCAGUUUGCAGAUGGAGUGUACCUCGUGCUGCUUAUGGGUUUGCUGGAAGAUUACUUUGUGCCGCUGCAUAACUUCUACCUUACUCCGGAGGGCUUCGAGCAGAAGGUGCACAACGUGUCGUUUGCGUUCGAGCUGAUGCAGGACGCGGGACUAAACAAGCCCAAAGCGCGUCCCGAAGAUGUCGUAAACCUGGACCUGAAAUCCACCCUGCGAGUCUUGUACAAUCUCUUCACCAAGUACAAGCACAUGGAGUGAGAUGCCAUGCUGCAGUCUGACCGUGGAAGGCUAGAAUAUGAUACGACAGGACCACUGCGAUUCGGAUCCACUCACCGCUCUCGCAGAACGCAAUGGCCGCUUGCUCGAAUGCAGGAUUCUCAACACAUUUGGUGUUUCUAUGGAUUCGUUGUUGUUGCUGAUGUGUAUCACUCGGGAUGCAAUUAAUGCAUUUUACUACUUGAUUAUUUGUAGGGGUAUUUUUGUUUGUUGUUGUUUGUGUUUACUAAUUUAAAAUGUGCCACAUUCUGUCAGCGCGAUCUACAAUUUAGCAAAUACUGAAAAUUAGUUGACCAUUAGGGCUCUCAUGAGGUAUAUCAGUAUUAUUAAUAUCGUUUAAAAUAUAUCAAGAUCAUGUUUGGGGUUUUAUUCUAGCUUUGUAAGCCCGUGUUGAUGAAGCAUUCUCAUGCCUUGUCAUUCAGUGAUGUGUGAUGGACACAUUUUGGCCAGUAAUUGCAGAGAUCUAACCAAUGUCCCAAGCACGUGCUAUUUUGUAGCUCCACGCUCUAGAUACACAUGGUUUUGGUUCGUGUUGUUAAAUUGUUCUAAAGACGGUGCCGCAUUUGUUGAAAGAUUUGUUACAUGCAAUGAAAUUUGGUGAAAAUACACAAGAUUAGACGUUUUAUACAGGCAUGACUAUGUAUACAUCUUGACUUAAAGCUUUCGUGACUGCAGGAAUUAAUAUUCUUUGGGUCUUUCGGUAAAGCCACGUAGAUAGAAAAAUGAUAAUCAAAAUAAUGAAAACUAAGUUUUUUUUCUUCUACGUGGCUUUACCGAAAGACCCAAAGGAUACUAUGCAUACAAUUUAUAUGAUUGAUACCUAUAUAGUAAUUAUUUCUAAAUAAGGCAUGCAUUUUCUUAUUUUAUGAAAUCUAUGCUGUAAAACAUAAUUUUAAUGUCCCCACAAAAUAUCCACAUUGAAAAAUAAUCCCCAACUUAACAUUUUCCCACAUCGAACAUUUUUUUUGACUGGUCCCCUGAGAAACAAUUGACUGUAUUGGAAAAGAUUGAAUGGUAAUUUCACCUUAUUUAAACGUCUUCCCUGUAUUUCAUCGAGUGGCAUGCACUUGUUUGAUGAUUCCCUUUUACUGCAGUUCAUGUGCAUUCCAUUGGGAGACAAAUGCCCAGUCAUCUCCACUCAGCCAAAGCUGAAUGUUCCUCAUUUUCUCUGAAGGCUCGUCCACGCUUGCGCAAUCAAUUGCGCAACCAAAUCGCUCUCGAAAUCUCCAUUUACAGUUAGCGCCACUUUUUUUAUCGUUAGCUCCACCUACACCGUGUAAGUGAAAUGACCAUCUUUGCGCACGUGGUGAAAUACGUCACUCAAAAAAAUCCGUCUCUACUUGGAGCAACCUGUUGUGCCACUGGCAACUUGCAUGUGACCAAGUUGCGCACUGUCGCUCGGCUGUGGAUGGGCCUUAAGGCACCUUUUGUCCUGUGCGUCAUGCGCUGUGAAGGUUACAGCCAGCACCAGAGUUGCUGUGAGCAGAGGGCCUCUCUCAAUAUGACUGCUUGCAGUCAUGAGACAUUUGUUAAGCUAAAUCUAAAAAACACUAAAUAAGUAAAAAUAAGGUUGAUUACCGUAUAAUUUGCGAAAUCCGCACGCAAUGUACAUUUCCGCCGACCGUCCUGACGCGCGGUUGAAGUUGCACACAGUCACCGGCAUAAAUCAAGAGCCAGUGCAGUGGUGCCACGUGGCAUACGUGUGCUCUGUGGGCCAUUCUGAAAUUGCUAUUUACGUCUGUGAAAUCCCAUUGCUGGCUUUUGAUGAUAUAAUGGGAUGGGAUUUGAGUUGACAAAGAGUUGUGGGAAAUGCCUUGGUUGCAGAUGCUCAGUGACCGCUGCCAGGUGUCUUCGUUUGGAGACAUUGAGUGGAAAUUGCCUUCCUUAUGGAGCUUGCGUUAAAAAUAAAAUUGCACCCCGUUGCCUAGAUGACGUUUUUAAACGCAAUGACAAUGUGCCUUUAAAAAAGUACGGGUCGCUGAGCAUCCACUGCUGCCCGUUUAUCAGGACUUUUGGUGAGAUUUUUUUUUAAACGUUUACAGGUUUAUCCAUGAUUGCCAUAUUUAAGGACGUUGUGCUGCAGGAGUGGCAAUAAAAAAAGAACCAGUGUAUUUAUGCAAACCCCUGCAAUAUUUCUGUUGGAAAAUUAUGCACUAAAAAUAAACAAGUAAUAUGCUAAACACUGCUUGGGUGGUAGGGGCUUGUGAUUGGUGACCCUGAGGAAGACAACAGUAUCAACAUCGCGAAGUCAUUCCAGUGCAGUAUGUGACGUGAUAUGUGCUUAUAGUCUUAACAAUAGUAAUAAAAGUGACUACUUUGGUGUUUGA
Molecule: messenger RNA, 3525 nt
Organism: Petromyzon marinus (sea lamprey)
Lineage: Eukaryota; Metazoa; Chordata; Hyperoartia; Petromyzontiformes; Petromyzontidae
Product: beta-parvin-like
Biological process (GO): substrate adhesion-dependent cell spreading; actin cytoskeleton organization; establishment or maintenance of cell polarity regulating cell shape
Cellular component (GO): cytoplasm; focal adhesion; actin cytoskeleton
Molecular function (GO): actin binding
Source: RefSeq, a predicted model, not a curated record